CAGGAACUUUAGAGUCAUUUGGAACUAGAACAGGUUUAAAACCCUCAGGAAUGAAUUUACACAUCGCACAAAUCGCACAAAACAGAAUUUUAACCAUCCUAGGACACACUGCACAAGCACAACCAAAUUAUAUCCAACAAAAACACGCAAAAUGUUCUGGAGAAGUAAUUUGUGAACGUUGUACACAACGUAAUCUUGAGUGUACUUUUAUUGAAUCGAGUAAAAAGCGUGGGCCAAAAAUGAGUAGCAAUCUCCCAGAACAAAUUUAUAUUCUUAACGGUUCUGAAACUAACUUUAAUGGAACAUCGAAGCUAUCCUCCUUGAUCUCUAAUACCAUAUGGAUUCAUGCAUCGGCUCUAUCAUUACGAUUUGGAUACCUACAACAACCAGAUAAUAUUGAUGAGCUUACUCUCUAUUUGACUCUUAUGAAGGGCAAAAAAUCCACACUUUUCAAGAA
Dentiscutata erythropus is the source of this 457-nucleotide messenger RNA. NCBI's taxonomy places the organism in Eukaryota, Fungi, Glomeromycota, Glomeromycetes, Diversisporales, Gigasporaceae. The record is from the annotation of a GenBank genome assembly.